UAAAAGAUUAAGAGGAGAAGAGAGGAUGAUAGGAAAAAGUAAAGAAAUUAAGUGGUCUUACAUAGACCCAAUACAGAUUUUUAAACGGUGGGAACCAUGAUCCGAGGGAUCUCUUGUUGUACUUCCUGUUAAGCCUGAUUGACAGACUUUCUUAUGAUAUGAUUCCUAAAUCACAAUAGCUACGAAAUCGGUCAUCUGUGCACUCUAAUACAGACUAGGAUUGACAGUACAUGAGCAGGUAUGCUCUGUUUAGGUGACCAUGAAGGAUGGAAAUGGUCGGAUGUACACGUUCCAGUGUAACUGCUGGAUUCAUGAUGAAAGAAAAUCAUCACGGCGUCUCCAAUCUGAAAAUUGUUACUGGAAUGACCCCAUCCCAAACUGUGCGACUGUAGUGCGUGUAACAUGUCAAACGGGCACAUGUGGUAGAUGUAUUGAUGGCUACUUUCUUUCCGAUGGAUCCUGUAUUGGUGAACGAAUUCGCUUAGUGAAUGGUAUUGCGCCAAAUGAAGGCCGUGUGGAGAUUUACCACGAUGGACAAUGGGGAACAGUUUGUGAUGACAAUUUUCAUUAUGACGAAGCCCGAACAGUUUGUGAGGCACUUGGCUACCGAUCUGGAACACCUUUUGAAAAAGCAUACUUCGAUAGAGGAACCGGGCCUAUUUUUGUGGACGAUCUUCAAUGUUCAGUAUCAGAUACUGGCAUACAUCAAUUGCAAUUAGGCAAAACAUUUUGCUUUUUCAAUGACUGGAAUGUAUCCAAUUGCGAUCACGGAGAAGAUGCCGGAGUUAUAUGUAGCGCAGGAUAUAAAUUACAGAGUGUCACCUGCCAGCAGAGCUGGACAGAAUAUAACAGCCACUGUUAUAAGUUAUUUAUGAACUCUGUGACGUGGCCGGAAGCACAGAAACAAUGUCGUGACCAUGGUAGCGACCUUGUGACCGUAGAAAAUCAAGAAGAAAAUAAUUGGUUAAAGAAUAACCAGUUUGUACAAGAGGAUCCCUGGAUUGGUGCACAUACUGCUGAUAUACAAGUCGUCUGGAGAUGGGUGUCGGACAACUCUUUAGUGAUGUAUUCGGACUGGGGACCGAGUGAACCAAAUAAUAUCGAUGGUAUAGAAGAUUGUGUUCAAUACAAGUACAGCCGAUGGAAUGAUGCACCCUGUAUAGAUUCACAUGUAUUUAUAUGCAAACAAAAAGCUGGAUAUACACGUGUUCGUUUAGUAAAUGGUAGUACGCCAAAUGAAGGCCGUGUCGAGAUUUAUCAUGAUGGCGAUUGGGGAACAAUUUGUGAUGACAAUUUUCAUAAAGAUGAAGCCCGGGCAGUGUGUGAGGCACUUGGCUACAGAAAUGGAGAUGCAUCUGGAGAAGCAUACUUUGGAAGAGGAACUAAACCUAUUUUCGUGGAUAAUCUAAAUUGUUCUGUAUCAGAAUCUGGUAUACAUUCGCUGCAAUUGGGCAAAACAUUGUGUUUUUUUAAUGGAUGGCAUGUAUCUGAUUGUGAUCAUGGAAACGAUGCUGGAGUGAUAUGUAACG
This is a messenger RNA of Pecten maximus, 1529 nucleotides long. Its product is annotated as deleted in malignant brain tumors 1 protein-like. NCBI's taxonomy places the organism in Eukaryota, Metazoa, Mollusca, Bivalvia, Pectinida, Pectinidae. Gene Ontology annotation, cellular component: membrane. The record is from RefSeq and is a predicted model, not a curated record.